Messenger RNA from Drosophila obscura, 1045 nucleotides. RefSeq lists its product as uncharacterized. The record is from RefSeq and is a predicted model, not a curated record. The transcript is spliced from 2 exons. The coding region runs from base 67 to 972 and encodes 301 amino acids. NCBI's taxonomy places the organism in Eukaryota, Metazoa, Arthropoda, Insecta, Diptera, Drosophilidae.
AUUCUGAGCAACAAAUUCGACUCGACUCGAACCACAUACACACAAAAAUAAAUUUUUGGAAAAAAUAUGUCUAAUAGCGUAAAUGCUUUGUUUCUUAUGGCCUUGGCCUUCACCACCUGGUGCGUGAGUUGCUAUAUUAAUGCAAUUGAGAAAAACAGACGCGCUGAGGACUUCGAUGUGGAGCUGUACACAGAAGACCCUUACCUCACAUCCAAGCAAUUGUCUAGCGAAAACCCCGCCUCAGAUGUCCCACGAUAUACUCACACCUUUGAAAUGAUGGCCAGUUUUGGCAUAGUCUUAUGCCUCACAUAUGCAUUGGUCAAGGUGUUGAAGUUCGUGGAGGCGCGGGCCAUGGUAUUGUAUUGGCAUAGCAUGGAGCAGGAGGUGUUUAGUGCGCAGCAGGAUAAUCUCAUUCUGCUGAAUGGGCAGGUGAGGGAAAUAAUAAAAAACUUGCGGAGCAGAUGUGAGCUGAUGAAACAAAUGCAGAAGAAACAACAGCCCAGCGAUCGAUUGGAGCUACAGACCAGAGGCAGUGGCUGCUCAGUGCCACAGGUCAUUGGCGGUAGCUCUUUGGAGCUCCAGUGUAGCGGCAGUUCAGGGACUAAUCGCCGUAGCAAUGAAAAUGAUGACUCGCCUAACGAACUGUCGGACCGAGAGAAGGAUGUCUGCUCGGGCUCGACCAGGGGUACCCACAGAGUGUCGAAAGUACCGACGGCUACCACGUCCCCGUCCAACACGGCCAUUUACAUCAACUGCAGCCAGCUCCAUAUCCAUGGAAAAAUGCUCAAUACGGAGCCCAUCAACAUGGACCUGGUACGCGAGUCAAAGCUGUAUGCGAGGCAGCCCAGUGCUUUCCUCCAGGUGUCUGAUAACUUCAUAACCGGGCCCAGGGACAGGCUAAUGACAGCAGGCAGCAGUUUCAAUGUAGGCCUGCCACCGCCAUACAUUUCCGCAGUUGACAGACCGAACUAAAUUUAAAAAUAUACAAUGUAAACAGCUUCUGUCGGCACCAAUUUAAAUGUGGCUCGCUGUAAUCGGUUAUAUG